This is a messenger RNA of Eimeria mitis, 2394 nucleotides long. RefSeq lists its product as uncharacterized. Lineage: Eukaryota; Apicomplexa; Conoidasida; Eucoccidiorida; Eimeriidae. Bases 1 to 2394 code for a protein of 797 amino acids. The transcript has 6 exons. The record is from RefSeq and is a predicted model, not a curated record.
AUGAUUCUCCCUACUCCACGAGAGAGGUCUCAGCCAUUCGUCACGUCCAGCCUGCUGCAGCAGCAUCCGCUGCAGCAGCAGCAGCAGCAGCAGCAGCUGCAGCAGCAUUACCCUUCCUUGAGUACCAGCAGAGGCAGCAUCAGCAGCACGGCCAGAGGCAGCAGCUUUCUGCAGGGGCCUUCUUUUCUUAGACUGCUGAAACACACAAACAGCAGCCAGAGAGGAUACAGAACCGAGUACAGGGUGCAGCCUGCGGAGCAUCUGCCUCUGGCGUUUUAUGAUUCUCCCUACACCACGAGAGAGGUCUCAGCCAUUCGUCACGUCCAGCCUGCUGCUGCAGCAGCAGCAGGAACUGCUGCAGAAGAAGCAGCAACUGCAGCAGCAACUGCAGCAGCAGACGAAGCAGAAGAAGCUGUAGAGUCAAGGUUCCCUCGUCUACAUCAGAGAGAGGAACAGCAGCAGGUGCAGCAGCAGCAGCAGCAGCAGCAGCAGCAGCAGCAGGAACAGCAGCAGGAACAGCAGCAGCAUCACCAAGGAGGUGAUUCUGUUGAGCAAGAAAUGAAAGGCUGGGGUGUAUUGUCAGCUGCUUCUUCUGUGCUGUCUCCGGUGUCUAUACACCCCGUAUCAUCAGGGGUUUGUAAGCCAGCAGCAGCAACACAACGCCGCACUUUCUUUUCUUCUCUUCUCCGCUGGCUGCGGGGGACGAGAGACAUGGAGGACCCCGAGGCCAUCGCAGCCUUGGCGCGCAAGGUUCACUGCUGGAACGUACAGAGACAGCAGCAGCAGCAGCAGCAGCAGCAGCAGCAGCACAUGCAGCAGCAGCAGCAGCAGCAGCAGCCGACGAAGCUGCUGAUCGCCAUGCGGCAUGCGGAAAGCACCUUCAAUGUAUGGAGGAGAGAAUCCUUCACCAAAUUCAGAUUCAGAGGUCACCUUCAAUAUAUGUUGAGGAGGGACUGGGGGGAGGAGGAUGUGCCGCUGUCUCCCAGCGGUUUGCUGCAGUGUACAGCUGCUGCUGCUGAGCUGUCUAGUCUUCUUGCUGCUGUGCGAGCGUUAGAGGCAGAGGAUAGAAAGCACACAAGCCAUGCUGCUGCUGCAGCAACAGCAGCAACAGCAGCAACAGCAGCAACAGCAGCAACAGGGACAGACAGACCGCUGCUACAGCCUUUCUGCGUUGAUGCGUUUCUCGUCUCUCCACUGACACGAGCUCUACAGACAGCAGCAAAUACGUUUCACAAUGCCGAUCCAAGCUGGCAGUGUGCUGCUGCAGCAGCUAAUACAUCUGCUGCUGCAGCUGCUGCAGGUGCUGCAGCAGCAGCUGACAGCAGCGUGAGGUGGUUAGUAAGCACCUUACUGCGUGAGAAGAUGUCAACAAAGGGAGACGUAGGAACCGAGAGAGAGCAGCUGCUGCCGCGGCUGUCGGAGUUAUAUAGAGAGGGGAAAGCACUGAGCGGCUCCUCCUUUGACUUCACAGCAACAGCAGCAACAGCAGCAGCAGCAGCAGCAGGGACAGAUAGACCGCUGCUGCAGCCUUUCUGCGUUGAUGCGUUUCUCGUAUCUCCACUGACACGAGCGCUACAGACAGCAGCAAAUACGUUUCACAAUGCCGAUCCAAGCUGGCAGUGUGCUGCUGCAGCAGCUAAUACAUCUGCUGCUGCAGCUGCUGCAGGUGCUGCAGCAGCAGCUGACAGCAGCGUGAGGUGGUUAGUAAGCACCUUACUGCGUGAGAAGAUGUCAACAAAGGGAGACGUAGGAACCGAGAGAGAGCAGCUGCUGCCGCGGCUGUCGGAGCUGUAUAGAGAGGGGAAAGCACUGAGCGGCUCUUCCUUUGACUUCAGUCUGCUGCCGCCGAAGGAGAUGUGGUGGGUGCCGCAUACAGCAGAGCAGCUGCAGCAGCUGCUGCAGCAGGUGCAGCAAGAACUGCACCAGCAACAGCAACAGCAGCAGCAGCAACAACGUCAGAAGCAGCAGCAGAAGCAGGUUCUGGUGGGGAGCAGCUGCAUAGACACCCCGGCGAGUACUGGUGCUCUUGGCUGCGCCUCAGACACUGCAAGCACCGCGGCGUCCGAGGGGGGGGGUGGAGGGGGUGGUUCUGAGUGGAGUGAGCUGGUGUUGAGUUUGGGUGACACAGCAAGAGCCCGCGGGUUGACGGCUGCAGAAGCAGCUGUUAAGAAAGUGUUUGAAGGAGCAGAAAGAGCAGCACGAGAGCCUCUGGCUGUGCAGCAGCGGCUGCAGCGGUGGCGCGAGGAAAGCGCUCGUUUGCCUGUGUAUAGGACGGUUCCGAGUGAAAGUAGUGACAUUCUAGAACUCAGAGCUAAAAUACUUCUUAAUUUAUUGUGUAAAACUGAGGCGGCUGCAGCGGUGGCGGGAGGAAAGCGCUCGUUUGCCUGUGUAUAG